AUGGCAGCGGCGACACAUGUCGAGAACAUCGAUCUGCAGGAAGUGCAAGACGUCUGGAGAAAGUUGCUCAAGGCCGGCGCCACCCACAAGCAGCUGGAAGAAGCAGUUUACGCUGUGGCACUAGAGGAGUCUGAGCAUCUGCCAAAGAUCCCUGUGAUCUACAGUGCCUCUAACACCCUUUACCUCACCAGCGACUUCGAGGCCUUUGCAAAAGAAGCCGCUGCCGACAGCGAUCCUCAGCUUUCCCUCGCAAAGAAACACAGAGACAACCCGCAGCUGCGUCCAGAGCUGUAUCCGCUGAUCUUCGCGUAUGGCAAGAGCAUCUGCGACAGCCGGCCCCAUGUGGCAAAGGUUCUAAGCAUGCUGAUGAGUCAGCGGCUGGAGGCGCUCAUCGCGCAGCUGAAGCCGCAGCUGCAGAUUCAGAGCACCUGGGGCGAAGCUUCCGCGCUGGUGGAAGCCAUGCGUGCGCUGCUGCGCGGCGGCCGCUUUGGAAGUUGCUCUUGGUUUUUGGAUGGCAUAGGGCACAUUGAUCCGGCGGUGCACUACGAGGGGCUGAAGGCGGAUGUGGCCGUUCUGUCAAAGGAAGACCUGCAGAAGGGCAUCAAAUUCCUGGACAGGCAGCUCGACCACGCACCGAGAGACUUGCGCGCGAGCGAGGAAGCCAUCGAGCAGCUGCGCGCCAAGUUUGGCGCUGCAAAGGUGGACGCAUGCGCGGCGUUCCUCGGGUCCGAGGACGGAUGUCGGCUGCGCGAAGCGGUCGAGCAGGGCAGAAAGGGCCUGGACAUGGGCAGCAAACGGCAGCGUUAUGGCAAGCCUGAAAGCAUCUGGGAUUUUGUUGCAAGGAAGCUGAGCCCAACCAACUUUUGCAACCCGGAAGUGACCGGCCUGUGCCGGAGCGCUGUGGGAUUUGCCGAUGCCUUCCCGGAGCACUGGUUUCUGUGCCCGCUGCUGUGGAAGCUCGACCGGGGGGACAGGGCUAAGCUGGAUGGCGAUGCAUGCAUGUGCGCGCUGGCCGCUGUGAACGGCAGCAUCGAUCUGGGCCAGGCACAGGGCAAAGCAGAGGCCGUCCACGAGCGUGCCGGGCUGCUCUUUGCAGCUGAGACCUACUGCACUCUGGCGCUGGAGUGGGUGCCUGCGCUGGUGCAGUGGAGGGUGGAGUUUGACGAAGAGAUAGAGGGGAUCGAGAGGGUGCUGUGGGGGCGCAACAAUGGAGCUGCUGUGCCUGAGCGAGACGCAGACUUGGCGGAAGAGGAUCUUUAA
This is a messenger RNA of Coccomyxa subellipsoidea C-169, 1260 nucleotides long. RefSeq lists its product as hypothetical. The coding region runs from base 1 to 1260 and encodes 419 amino acids. The transcript has 3 exons. The record is from RefSeq and is a predicted model, not a curated record. Lineage: Eukaryota; Viridiplantae; Chlorophyta; Trebouxiophyceae; Coccomyxaceae.